This is a messenger RNA of Ruditapes philippinarum (Manila clam), 2834 nucleotides long. RefSeq lists its product as uncharacterized. The record is from RefSeq and is a predicted model, not a curated record. Lineage: Eukaryota; Metazoa; Mollusca; Bivalvia; Venerida; Veneridae. The transcript has 2 exons. The coding region runs from base 27 to 539 and encodes 170 amino acids.
UCAAACCAUCGCCUUUGAAAUUAGGGAUGUCGCAACAGUUAAUGAAAGAAAUAAAAGAAUUUCGAAAGUUACAGGCAUUGAAGGUGGUUGAUGAAAUUAAAGCGAUGAUUUUGCCCAGACUUCGUCUCCAUGAGUACCGGUCUGCGGACAUUGACUCAUAUCUUUCAAUGUGUAUCGAGAUUGGAUGGCUAAUGGUUGUACAAGACCCGCCUUUAGAACUUUUAGAGGACGCCCCAGACAGAUUUGAUACAACCACAUUUAAGGACUACACAAGACGGGGACGCUAUACUGAAUUUGUUGUUUGGCCAGCAUUACUUCUACACAAGAAUGGUCCUCUUCUGGCAAAAGGAGUAGCCCAAGGUUCUGAUCAUUCUUUUAAAUCACAGAGUCUUGGAAGAACACACAAGAUAGAGAAACGGAAUGAGACAAAAAUGGUUGGCACGUUUACUGCACGAAGGGGCAAUAAAAGACCAGCAAUUCAAAGUUCUACGUUUCGAUCACCGAUUUACGAGGAUUCGAGCAAAGUAACCCAUAUCUAAAGCAAUUCAAUUACCUAACAUCAGAUUUAUAUAUAUAUUUCCAUAGGUUGUUAUAACUUAUUAAUUUAAUAUGUAAUUAUCUUCAACAUACGCUGCUUUCUUUACGGAUUUAAACUUUUUUGAAGUUGUUAUUUUUUAUAUUAACCAUUACAUGUUGUUUACAGGAAAACCUAUCUGUCGCAUGUUAUACUCGUUGAUAUACAUGUAUACAUACUAUUCAUAGGUUAUAAACUUGAUGCAUACCAUAACGUUUUUAAGUAUGACCAUAUCGUACAUUUACUUAUCCGAGGUGGUCUGAUAUAUCAUUUAUAGAUUAUGUAGUAGAUAUGACCAGUUGUAUACAAUGACAUAUACAAUUUAUAUCCUUUCAAGGACAGCGCCCACAAGAGGUACGCCGGGGAUGAUCUGAGUGUGCUAUCGUAGAAUAUUAAUUGACUGACUGAUGAUAAAAAAUGUAAUAAGGACUUUAUUUCUAUCUUAAAUAGAUAUAAUAUAGUGUUUUUGUAUGAAGCAUGGACAAAUCAAAAAAGUAAUAUUGAUUUAAACGGAUAUGUAUCUUUUAACUUUAUAGAAAGUUUCAGCAUCGUAAUGCACGGAGAUCAAGUGGUGGGGUUGCAGUUUAUUAUCAUGAAUUUUUGAAAGACGGUAUUCAAAUUAUCCGCAUUCACUAUGACAUAAUUGUAUGGUUAAAACUAGAUAAAACAUUCUUUAGAUUUGAAUCAGAUGUAUAUAUUGGUGGUAUUUAUUUAUGGUGUGACGAUUCUCAUGCGUAGACAGUGUAUAAUGUAGAUCUUUUUAAAAUUAUUGAAAAUGAUAUUUUUGAAUUUGAUAAUGAUGGUGAUAUUUAUUUAGUCGGAGACUGGAAUAGUCUUGUUUGCCUUCAAACAUGAUUAUGUGAUAUUUGACACGUUGAAUGAUGAACUAGAUUUACAGGAUUAUGUAGCAGAUGAACCCCUAGCCCGGGCCUCUACAGAUAAAACAUGUAACACGUUUGGUAAUCGUUUACUUGAUCUUUGCAAAAGCACUGGAAUUCGAAUAGUUAACGGUCGUUUAUAUAGUGAUUAUAUAAUCGGAAAUUGCACGUAUUUCUCGAGGCAAGGGUCGGCUGUUAUUGAUUAUUUAAUUAACAAAACCUGGUAAUUUUUCAAGCCUUAGAGAUUUUAUUAUUUUUGGUUUUAACGAAUGGAGUGACCACUGUCCUAUUUCUUUUAGUUUACAUUGUAAUAUUGUUAUUGAAAAUUGUAUUUAUGAUAAUGAAAUAUUUGUUUACUAUAGAUGGUCUGCAGAUUUGAAAAAUCAUUUUAGAUCAAGUCUUUUAACAAGAUUACCUCUUGGAAACAAUCUGACUAGUAAGAUUGAUUUGCAAAAUAGAUCGUCAAUAGAUAAUAUAUUGUUAAAUUUUACGUCUAUUAUUCAUUAUGUAACGGAUCCUUUAUUUCGUCAAAAUGUUACUAUUAAAAACGCAGUCUCAAAUAUUGUUUAGCCAUGGUUUGACCAUGAAUGUGAACGGUCAAGGCAGUUGUAUAUAUAUAUUCUUUGUCAAAAUUUUACCGUUUUAAACCUCCAACAAAUAGGGAACAAUUAUGCUUUUUAAAGGCUAGGUAUAAGGCUAUAAUGAGGAGAAAACGAAAUUGUUAUAAUCUCAAGCAAGGUAAGGAAAUUGAAUAUUUAAGGUUAUCAAAACCAAAAGAGUUUUGGAAAUAUUUUAAAAGAAAAAAUGUUGUUACUAAUAAUCUUUCCCUAGAGUCAUUUUUCAAAUACUUUUCUGAACUAGGAAAUGAUAUAUUUCAAAAUGUUAAUGUUGAAUCUGAGGAUUUUGCCUCAACUCAUGAUUUCAACUUUAGUGAUGAUGCUGAUGACUUUUAAGAUCGGCCAAUAUCUAUUUAAUGACAUCAUAGAUGCUUUCAAUUCCUUGAAACGAGGAAAGGCUUACGGACACGAUUUUCUAUUGAAUGAAUAUUUUAUUGAGUCAAUUGAUAUAUUGUCUUCACAUUCAUGUGAUUUAUUUAAUGAAAUACUUGAUAGCGGAUAUUUUCCGGAUAAUUAGACUGAAGGAGUAAUAAUUCGUUUGCACAAAAAGGGAGAUAAGAAUGAGGUAAAUAACUAUAGAGGCAUAACUUUAUUUAGCUGUAUGUCAAAAAUAUUUGCAUCUAUAUAAACAAAAGAAUUUAUAGCUAUUGUGAAUAAAUUUGUUUACUGUCAGAUGCCCAGUAUGGGUUUAGAAAAGGCAAAUCUACUGUUGAUGCUUUAUUUGUGUUAUCAUCUAUUGUUCAGAAAUAUAUUACCGACAAUAAA